AUGUGUGAAUCUCUACCAACUACCAACAACUGUGCGUGCAAGGAUGAUGAGAUGAUUGCUGUUGAUGAUAAUGACGUUUGGCGUUUAUGGGCACGUGCAAUCUUGCGUAAUCAUUUUAAAUAUUUGUCAAAGAAUGAUGAGAGCAAUAAACAAAAAAAAAACAUUCAAACAAUACUUUUAACAGCUUAA
Molecule: messenger RNA, 189 nt
Organism: Clunio marinus
Lineage: Eukaryota; Metazoa; Arthropoda; Insecta; Diptera; Chironomidae
Source: the annotation of a GenBank genome assembly